This is a messenger RNA of Ogataea parapolymorpha DL-1, 1260 nucleotides long. Its product is annotated as mannosyltransferase KTR2. Gene Ontology annotation, biological process: protein N-linked glycosylation; cell wall mannoprotein biosynthetic process. The transcript has a single exon. NCBI's taxonomy places the organism in Eukaryota, Fungi, Ascomycota, Pichiomycetes, Pichiales, Pichiaceae. Gene Ontology annotation, molecular function: alpha-1,2-mannosyltransferase activity. The coding region runs from base 1 to 1260 and encodes 419 amino acids. Gene Ontology annotation, cellular component: Golgi apparatus; membrane. The record is from RefSeq and is a predicted model, not a curated record.
AUGGCUAUCUCGAGAGGCCUGGUCGCCUUUAUAAUACUAAUAUCCUUUUUUGCACAGAUAUGGAAUUCUCGAGUCAGGUCGAAAGUGAACUUGAAUGAAAUAUACUCGCAUUCGCUAGAGAUCGUGGCUAAGCGUGACAAUUCUCAUUUGAUGGACCUCGAAUUGGCUAAGCUCAAACCUGCUUCCAACUCAUAUGUGCGUGAGCUCUUUCCCAAACCAAUCUCUGAAACUCCCCAAUUAGAGAAUGCUACCAUUUUAAUGCUAUGUCGAAACUGGGAACUUCCUGGAGUCCUCAAAUCAAUGAGAUCUUUGGAGGAUCGAUUCAACAAGGAUUACCAUUACACCUGGACAUUUCUGAACGACAAGCCAUUCACAGAGAGAUUCAAGGAAGCCACUACAUUCAUGGCUAGCGGAAAGACUCAAUAUGGAUUAAUAUCGCCUGAAGAUUGGGAUGCUCCUUCGUUCAUAAAUGUGACCAAGUGGGAAGAGUGUUUGCAGGAUUUUGAAGACCGCAACGUGAUUUAUGGCGGGUCCAAGUCAUAUAGAAACAUGUGCCAUUUCAACUCAGGAUAUUUUUAUAAACAACCAUUGGUGCUACAGUACGACUACUAUUUCAGAGUGGAACCCGAUGUCGAGUAUUUCUGCGACUUUCAAAUGGACCCUUUCCGUUUGUUUCGUGAAAAUGGAAAGAAGUACGGGUUUGUGAUUUCUCUGAUUGAGUACGAAGACACUAUACCUACUCUAUGGGAGGCCGUGGAGGAUUUUAUGAAUGCGAAUCCAGAUAUGAUACAUCCGGACUCCAUGUUAGAUUUCUUGACCGACGACAAACCGAUUGGAGCAGAGUACCUCGUCGUGGAACAUAAUUCUUCGUACAAUCUGUGCCAUUUUUGGUCCAAUUUUGAGAUUGGAGACCUCAACUUCUUCCGUUCUAAAGAAUACGAAACUUAUUUCAAGUUUCUAAGCCAAACCGGAGGCUUCUACUAUGAGCGCUGGGGAGAUGCACCUGUGCACUCGAUUGCAGCCGCGUUGCUUCUCAACCGGUCAGAAAUACACCAUUUUGAGGACAUUGGCUACACCCACGUUCCCUUUGCGACGUGCCCGGAAUCUCAAAUGCUGCGCAUUGGAAAACGAUGUAUAUGUGCGGACUCAACGAAAACCGAUAACAUCAACUUGGUCCCGCAUAGCUGCCUGCCACGCUUCUGGAGAUACGCUGGGAAAAGAUUCCUGAGAGAAUACUACCAUCCGGAAGAUUACCAAUAA